Messenger RNA from Triticum turgidum subsp. durum (durum wheat), 264 nucleotides. The record is from the annotation of a GenBank genome assembly. Lineage: Eukaryota; Viridiplantae; Streptophyta; Magnoliopsida; Poales; Poaceae.
AUGCCCAAGUGCACCAUGGGAGGGAGGGCCGACGCCAUGGUGCACGAAGCAUCCAAGCGCCGAGCGAAGCUGCACAUGGAGAAACCCCUCCCUGCCGGCGAGGUGUCCAGCCAGCAGCAGGGCAGCCUUGACGUCGUCGACCACGUCCAGGCUCCGGUGCAGGUGUCACCUACGCCAGAGCAGGUGGCUCCUUCGCCGGAGCAGGUGACUCAUCUGCCAUGCCAUCUGCCACCUCUGCCACGCCAUAUGCCUCCUCUGCCAUAG